This is a messenger RNA of Macaca mulatta (Rhesus monkey), 4679 nucleotides long. RefSeq names its product transmembrane 4 L six family member 18 (gene TM4SF18). Gene Ontology annotation, cellular component: membrane. NCBI's taxonomy places the organism in Eukaryota, Metazoa, Chordata, Mammalia, Primates, Cercopithecidae. The record is from RefSeq and is a predicted model, not a curated record.
AAAGCAGUGAAAAACACCGCAUUCCUUUGGCACAGGAUGAAGACCAGCUCAGCUCUUCAGUUGUUGAUCAUUGUCUAUUGUUCUCCAAACAGUAAACCACUAUUUCACACUGAGAUUGUCGGCUGCGGAUAUAUUCCAAUUCCCCGGCUCCUCAUGAAUAUGAAGUGAAGGGCUCUGACCCUGAAAGUGGUAGGUAAUCUCAAAAAACAAAAAACAAAAAAAAGAGAGAGAAAAAAGGUCAGGUAGGAAGAAGAAAACUAGACUUUCUGUGGCUGUAUACUCUUGAAAUCUCCCACAGGUUCUAAGCAGGGCAAAAUGGGGUCUCGGAAGUGUGGAGGCUGCUUAAGUUGUCUGCUGAUUCCGCUUGCACUUUGGAGUAUAAUCGUGAACAUAUUAUUGUAUUUCCCGAAUGGGCAAACUUCCUAUGCUUCCAGCAAUAAACUCACCAACUACGUGUGGUAUUUUGAAGGAAUCUGUUUCUCAGGCGUCAUGAUGCUUAUAGUAGCAACAGUUCUUCUGGUACUGGAGAAUAAUAAAAACUAUAAAUGUUGCCAGAGUGAAAACUGCAGCAAAAAAUAUGUGACACUGCUGUCGAUUAUCUUUUCUUCCCUUGGAAUUGCUUUUUCUGGAUACUGCCUGGUCAUCUCUGCCUUGGGUCUGAUCCAGGGGCCAUAUUGCCGCACCCUUGACGGCUGGGAGUAUGCUUUUGAAGGCACUGCUGGACGUUUCCUUACAGAUUCCAGCAUAUGGAUUCAGUGCCUGGAACCUGCACAUGUUGUGGAGUGGAACAUCAUUUUAUUUUCCAUUCUCAUAACCCUCAGUGGGCUUCAAGUGAUCAUCUGCCUCAUCAGAGUAGCCAUGCAAUUAUCCAAGAUACUGUGUGGAAGCUAUUCAGUGAUCAUCCAGGUAACAGAUUCUCAUGGGCACCUGUAGCUCAUCCAUAUUAUCCCCACUUCCCAGGAUUCAAUGAGGCUUUCUGAAAAGACUCUAGAAUUCCAUCACUUUCCCCCCAUUUCUAUUGCCCUCAUCUUUAUUCAAGCUCUACUAUCUCAUUUUUUUCUGAUAUCCCAAUGUGUCUUGGCUUAUGUAUAAGGGUUGAAUCAACUCAGUAAUUGUAAAAUCUGCAUUUCUUGUUGUAUGGUAAGGCUUCAUAAGUGUUUUGAAUGAGCAAUGUUUUAGUAUUCUACAUAGAGAUAACUCAAAGCAUGAAGAAAUUUUACCAUUUAUCAAGAAUUUCCCUGUUCAUAAGAUAAGCAAAGGCUCCUAACCUUAUCUCAUUGAAAUAACUUCUCUUCUGAAUGCUGCUACAUUCAACUAACAAACCUUUAUCUUGAGUGCAUAGUGAGUGCUUUUGAAGAAGAAGGGAAAUAUGUAUUUAUCCUAUUGAAAUUACUUCUACUUCAUCUGCUAAAAUACUAACGUUAAUUUAGUUAUGGUUGAAACUGCUAUCAACAAGUCCAGUGAGAAGAAAAAUUAUGAAUGAGAUCUCUUGUAUUUUGUUUAGCAACAUAGAAUGUGUAAUACCUUUCCUACAAAUUUCUAAGAGAUGUGUUUCUGUUCUAUCAUAUUUUGAAUAUGAAAUAUAAGUUUAUGUUGCUACCUGGGUUAUGGAUUACUAAUCAAGCCAAGUUUAUAACUUUAAUCACUUUGUUUUUCCUUUUUUCCUAUAGCCUGGAAUCAUUUGAAUAAGGACAAAAAUGUUUUCCAUUAUCAAGACAUGGCCAUCUAUCUAAAUAUUAUAUCAACUGUGUAGACUUAAGGACAAUAUUGAAAUGAUGGUGCUUUCUCCAUUUGGUGUUUAUUUGUAAAAUUUGCAGUCCUCACUGCACAUGCAAGUAUGCCACUCUUUCAUUUAGAAUGUUUUUUAAGCAAUAUGCAUCAGGAACUUCAGAAAUAUUUCUGCCCUUUGAUCAAACAAAUCCAUUUCCAAGAAUCUAUACUAGGGAAGUAAAUAAGAAUAUGAGAGAAAACUUUAUGCAAAUAUGUAUAUUGCAGCAUUAUUUAAUAUUCUAGAAAAUUAGAAACACCUCAAAAUUCUAAAUUCAGAGGAAGGAUUAAGUAAAGAGUGGUACAUACUGUAAAUGCUUUCUGAUACUAAAAAUAAAGUAAAUAAAAAAUAAAGAGUACUAAAUGGUUGUAAAAUUAUAGUCAUUACAAAUUAUGUUUUUGAAAUUAUAAAUACUAAAUCAAAAAACAGGUCACAAAUUCAUGUUUACAGUAUAACUAUUUAAAGCAAAUGAAGCACUAAUAAUCAAAAUUUAGGAUGAAACUAAAUCUAAAAGGAAAUAUAACAAAAUGCCAAUUAUGCUUGGUUUGGGGCAUUGAUGGCCCUUCUUCCCACUUUUCUAUAUUUUCCAAGAUUUCUUUAUUGAAUAUGUUUUACUAUAAAUAUUUUCUAAACUCAUAUUUUCACUAUUAAAUUUUUUUUAUUUUUCCAAACUUUAAGGCAUAUGCUCUUUCCACAUUCCUCAACAUUAUUUGCAAACAUCAUGAAAUGACACUUCCAUUCAACAUUCAAUGAGGAAAGUAGUGAUAUAGAUAAGCCAAAAAGAGUUUUAUAUAAACUUAUACAAUCUAAACUCUUGCUCUUCCUUUCUGACUCCUAAUGGUGAGUGUGAUGGACUAGAAGAGGUAGCCUUAAAAUAAGUGAGCAGCUAGGGAACAUGCUCAAUGGGCAAGAGAAAAUGACCACUGACCAGUCAAUACCUGUGUCGGGGGAGGUACCAGUACCUAUAUUUAUUUUUAAAGUAAUUAAAAAGUAGAACACUUACAAAUUUUCCACCUAUACAUGCCAUGACUUCCUCCGGGACAGUAGCCACAUCUUAUAUUUUCCCACCAUCCAUAGGACCCACUACACAGUGGAGCCAGUAGGCACUCAGUGUUGAAUGCUCAUACCAGGUUUUCUGCUUCCUGUAGUUACGCUGCUGAACACCGCUUCCAUCACAGGUGCACUGGGCCUCAACACUUCUGCUAUUUCCCCAUUUGUCUCCUCCAUGGACACUGUCAACAAUGGUCUGUCAACACCUGCUCUGUGCCAAAGCCAGGGAGUAGGCUGGGGGGAUACGGAAGAGAAUAUCUUUCUCCUUGAUGCCUGCUGCGCCAACAGCUGCCUUUAAGCCCUGUUUACAGCUUUUGCUGAAACAAGCAUCUUGAAAGCAAGCCAUGUUGUAUACCACGUGACCUUCAUGCUCUGGGACCAGCUGACUGAACUGGGGCAAGCCCCAGAGUCUUCGGCAGCCUAUUGUCUUGCUAAUGGCCUCUGACUUAGGAUGGAGUAAAAGACUAUCCAAGCAAGACUGGUGGUUAUUCAAGCAUGAGAAUUUGAACUAGGAAGCCAAGAAUGAAGCAACUGGAGUAUUACCAUCAAAAAGUGGUUAAAGGAUGAAGAAGGAAGCCAAUAUUUAGAGAGAGUAUCUGGUUCAUUUUAAUAACGGUAUCCUAUUAAAAGGAAGAUAUGUGAACUUCUGCUCCAAAAGUUCCUAAAACUGCCUUUGCCCACAGUGACAGUGUACACUAGGCCUGGUUUCUGUUCUUGGAUUCCUAGAUAGUCUUUCUUCUUUGUCACUGUGCUGAUCAUUUCAGUAAACCCCACCACUAAAUCAGUGCAGCUCUGCCUAUUGCAACCAAAAUGACCGAACCAAAGUCUCCCUUUUCCAGAUGUUGGGUUGGAGGGAUGCUAAGACAAAGAUGCUUAGGCUCCAAAGUUUUACGGAGCUUCAUUCAAUAACACUUUAGUUUCCAAAGAACUUAAACAUGAGAUCCGAAGGACUUGGGCCAGGAGACAAAACCACGCUACAAACACCAUGUUGUACUCAGAGUGACCUCUCCUCUCUGACAGCCCAGGAUUUCUCUAUCAAGUCCGUAAGCUAGUCAUAUCCAGGACCAUCUUGUUAAAGAUUCUCCCAGAGUCUCCUCAGCCCUCUUGUAAAUAGACUUCUGGAAGGUCCACCUCAUCGGUUUGUCAGAUAUUUUCAGACUGUCUAUCUCUUGUUUAGAUUCAGCAUGGCACCAUACAUUGAAUGGACUAUGAAUAGAUGUUUGCUGAAUGACUCCAACACAGCAUUGGACACAUCAGGGGUACAGCCAAAUGCAGCAUGAUAUCUCUAUCAGGAAAAUUAAAUUUUAACACAGCCACCAAAUAUUCUAUAUUUGAAGAGUAUAUGCUAAUUAUGCAAUUUUAAGUAAAAAAAGCUGAAUACAAAAAAGCUGAACACAAAAAAAGCUGAAUAUGUGUGUUUCAUAUCCUUGUGAAUUCAAAGUAAAAAGGAAAAAAACUCAAAAACCAAAUAUAUGUAUACAGUUUGAAGCCAAAUUUUUAAUUAAGUAACCAUAUAAUUACAUGUAGACAUGCAUAAACCUUCAGAUAUGUAAAGACCAGAAAAAUAUUUAAAAGUUAAUAGUUACAUCAUCUGUGGUCAUAACACCCUGAAAAUGCCUAAUAUUGGAAGCUUAAGCAGGAUUGGGCCAGGUUAUUACUUAGAUGGGAUACCAGAUGCUAUAGGCUGAAAAAAGAAAGCGUAAGUAUAUACAAGUUAAUACUUAAUAAUUAUCUCCUGAUGAUAGGACUAUGAGUUAGUUAUAUCUCUUUUAUUUACAUUGUUCAGUAUUUUCAAAUUUCCCUUUGAAAAUGUGUUAUGUACCUGAAUUAUUAGAAAAAAUAAAUGUCAUUUAAAAAGCAA